AUGGGGCGACACCUUGACCUGGACUUUGAGAAACUAGGAGAACUGAUGAGAGAGGUUGGAUUCGUUGACGUGGUAGUCAAGCCGUUCAAGAUCCCAAUCGGCCGGUGGCCGUCCGAUCCACGUAUGAAGGAGGCGGGGAUGUAUCAACUAUACGCAAUGUUGGACGGUGUCGAAGCACUGACUCUUGCCAUCUUUACGCGCUGCUUGGGAUGGGAGCCGGAACAGGUCCAGGUAUUCCUUGCUGAUGUGCGCAAAGAAUUCAAGGCGACGAAGCGAUAUACCUAUUGGCCAUGUGCCGUCAUAUAUGGCAAAAAGCCUAUGGCCGUGUCCUCGAUAGACUCUGCGCUAUGA
Fonsecaea nubica is the source of this 351-nucleotide messenger RNA. RefSeq lists its product as hypothetical. The record is from RefSeq and is a predicted model, not a curated record. Bases 1 to 351 code for a protein of 116 amino acids. The transcript has 2 exons. NCBI's taxonomy places the organism in Eukaryota, Fungi, Ascomycota, Eurotiomycetes, Chaetothyriales, Herpotrichiellaceae.